Messenger RNA from Canis lupus familiaris (dog), 7738 nucleotides. It is a transcript of the gene FAM199X, whose product is annotated as family with sequence similarity 199, X-linked. Bases 313 to 1479 code for a protein of 388 amino acids. NCBI's taxonomy places the organism in Eukaryota, Metazoa, Chordata, Mammalia, Carnivora, Canidae. The record is from RefSeq and is a predicted model, not a curated record. The transcript has 6 exons.
CGGCGGUGGCGCUGCGGUCAGCGGCGCUGCGCUGCGCUGACUGGGCUGGGCCGGGCAGCGGCGGCGACGGAGACCGCUGCCGAGGCCACUGAGGCGCUGACUGGGUGGCCAGUGGGCUGCUGUGGCCUCUAGCAGCCUCUUAGCGCGGUCGGCAUUCACCGGGCGGCAUCUGGCCGUGGAGCUCAGCCUGCUGGUGAGCUGCGGUGGGCACACCCCGGCUCGGCAAAGGCGGACAGGUUAGAGUGGGGGAAGGGGCAGGCACAGAAGCAGCCCGGGCCAGGGAGGGAGCCCAAAGCCAGGCCAUCUCCAGCCAUGUCCGACGAGACGUCGGCCACCACUUCGUACGAGAAGUUUCUAACCCCCGAGGAGCCCUUCCCGCUCCUGGGACCCCCUCGCGGGGUGGGCACCUGCCCGAGCGAGGAGCCAGGCUGCCUGGACAUCAGCGACUUCGGCUGCCAGCUGUCCUCUUGUCAUCGCACGGAUCCACUCCACCGUUUCCACACCAACAGGUGGAACUUAACUUCUUGUGGAACAAGUGUUGCCAGCUCAGAAUGCAGUGAGGAGCUAUUUUCUUCAGUUUCUGUUGGAGAUCAAGAUGAUUGCUAUUCCCUGUUAGAUGAUCAAGACUUCACUUCUUUUGAUUUAUUCCCUGAGGGGAGUGUCUGCAGUGAUGUCUCUUCUUCUAUUAGCACAUACUGGGAUUGGUCAGAUAGUGAGUUUGAAUGGCAGUUACCAGGCAGUGACAUUGCUAGUGGGAGUGAUGUACUUUCUGAUGUCAUACCCAGUAUUCCGAGUUCACCUUGCCUGCUUCCUAAAAAGAAAAAUAAGCACCGGAAUUUAGAUGAACUUCCUUGGAGUGCAAUGACAAAUGAUGAGCAGGUGGAAUAUAUUGAGUAUCUGAGUCGUAAAGUCAGUACGGAGAUGGGUCUUCGGGAGCAACUUGAUAUUAUAAAAAUAAUUGAUCCUUCGGCUCAAAUUUCCCCUACGGACAGUGAGUUUAUUAUUGAACUUAACUGUCUCACAGAUGAAAAACUGAAGCAGGUCAGAAACUAUAUCAAGGAGCAUAGCCCUCGCCAAAGGCCUGCAAGAGAGGCCUGGAAGAGAAGCAACUUUAGUUGUGCAAGCACCAGUGGAGUGAGCGGUGCCAGUGCCAGCGCCAGCAGCAGCAGUGCCAGCAUGGUCAGUUCUGCAAGCAGCAGUGGGUCCAGUGUUGGAAACUCUGCUUCAAACUCCAGUGCCAACAUGAGUCGAGCACACAGUGACAGCAACUUGUCUGCAAGUGCAGCAGAACGGAUUCGGGAUUCAAAAAAGCGAUCCAAGCAGCGGAAGUUACAGCAGAAGGCUUUGCGCAAGAGGCAGCUGAAAGAGCAGAGGCAGGCUCGAAAGGAGAGGCUCAGUGGGCUCUUCCUUAAUGAAGAAGUGCUGUCCUUGAAAGUGACUGAGGAAGACCAUGAAGCAGAUGUAGAUGUUUUGAUGUAAUAAGGAUGAAUUUAUUGGCAUUCUUUUUAGGUGUUAAAGUGUUCUAUCCUUUUAUUUGUUUACAUGCAUUUUGACCAAACUUUUGGUUAGGGCUGUGCUGAUGUACCAUUAGUAUUUAAGUCCAGUGGUUCUCAGCAGGUGGUCCCCAGACCAGCAGCUUCAGCAUCACCUGAGAAGUUGUUAGAAAUGCAUACUACCAGGCCCCAUUCCAGAUGCAGUGAAUCAGAAACCCUGGGGGAGGGACCAGCAUUGUGUUUUAACAACCACCAGAUUGUUUUGCUGCACGCAGCUCUAGUUUUAAGAACCACUAAUUUAGUAAAUGUUUUGACUGUUUAGACUUUAGGGUGGUUAAGUGGGCUUUUUCAAGAGCUAGUACGUUUACAGUUCGGAAGAUUUCAAGCUACUGCUGACAAGUAGUUUAUUAUGUCAGUAUAGGUAUAUCUGUAGUGAUCAUAAUUCAGCUUCCUUCUUAAUGUUACAGUUCCUCAGUUUGCUUUUUCUAAAGGCCAUAGCAUAAUUCUUAAUUCUUAGUGGACAUCUUUUUUUGAGGUUGUGGGGGGUGGGGUGUGGAUUGCUGUUUACAAUAGUGCCUUCAUUAGCUUUAGUUCUGUUUUCAUUUGUUAACUCAAAUGUGUAAAAAUAGGCACUAAUGUCUUUCCUGUUAGAUUUGUUUUUUACUUUCUGUAAAUUCAGAAUCCUUUUGUAAGUGAUUACUACUGAGGAAAUAAUGUUACUAGUAGCUGAACUUUAGACUUGAUGCUAUAUUGAUUAAUACUCAAAUGGAGGAAGCAAUUAAGCAAAACAUCCAAUUCUGCUUUUCCGCUGCUUCCUGAAAUUUUAGGGUGUGAAUCUGUCUCAAAGGCAGGAACUGUAUCUUAAGUUCUUUUGUAGGUCAUUUUUUCCAGCACAGCUCUGAUUUUUAAAUAUUUGGUAUAACAGCUUCUGGCAUGUAAACUGGUAAAUGUUCAAAGUUAACUAAAGAAAACCCUUACAGUUCUCCGAAACGUCUCUAUAAAGCACUAGAAAUACACAGAACGUGAGAUAAUAGGAAAAAAAAAUCCUGAGCUUGUUGGCUCUUAAUAGAAGUCUUAUUGUAGAUGUGAAAUCAUGGAGUUUCUUUAAAUGUUUUCAUAGAGUUAUGAACACUAGAAGUAGUGUGAUUCCUUUUCUUCUACCACGUCUUUAAACACUCAUAUGGGUUAAAGAAGAUGGAAACUGGUACUACUGACAAUCAAGCUGCUUUCUGAUUUUCAUGAUUUUCUUUUUAUUGUGGAUAACUUUUGGGAGGUAAUCAUAAUUCUGUAGGAGGAGUUGUGAUCAAUAUUUUUUUAAACUCUAGAGUCGAGGAUGAUAGGAUUUUUACUUUUUUAAACAUUCAUAUCAAAUAACUCAUUAAGAAAGAGAUUGACUUAAAUCAUUAAUUCUCAGUUGAUAAAAACCUUUGCUUGCAAUCAUGUUUUGAAAACCUGAUUUUACUUUACUUCCUUGAAGGUUAAAGAAUUGAAACUGAGGAUGAAAAGUGAUGUAUUUUGCAGCUUUGCUGAGGUCUGUGAUAUGGUUAUGAGAUUUUGAAGACUACUAAAUUUAUACUUUAAAAUUUUACUAAGAUGAAAGUAUGCAUAUAUGGUUAUCAGUUGGAGUACUCCCUCUGACUUUCCUUUUACCCUUUCUUAGAUGCUCCUAACCAGCUUAGAGGGCCCAAAGAAAGCUUGGGGUAGGACCCCAAAAUACUUUGAGGAAAGUGGAAAGGGUCAACCUCAUUGUGUUUUCCCUUCCAAAUAUAGGAUGAGUAAAAGGAGAGAAGAGCAAAUACAGCUGAAUUUUCUGCCUGCUCUUAGCAAAAGCAAAAUCUAGAGAAUGAUUUAUCUGUUCUCUUUACCUACUCUUCCAGGAAAACAGGCCACUUUUGGAGACCAUAGAGCAGCAUUUAUCUGUUAAAUACUUGGAAACAAUUGACCAGUAAAAGAAAAUAACAUGGUCAUGAUAUAAUAAGAUCAAUUUUUCUACUCUCCCAACAGUCACAUAGUCUUAUUACCUUAGAUUUAACUUAAGUCGCUAUGAAACAAGUUUACCAAAGCACCACAAAGCCAAUUUUAAAAGUUUAUAAGGAUUUGAGUUUUUAUAGUAAAGUAUGCCAUGAAAUUUUAUGUAAAUCUGGAUGCACUGUCUUUACUAUAAAUUAGAGAUUGCCCAUAAAGUUGGUUUAGAGGAGAUUGAAAAUAAUUCUUUUUUUUUAAUUCUUUUUUUUAAAAAUUCUUUUAAUUAAAAGAAAAAAUUAAAACAACUUGGGUUUGCUUAUGAUGUGGGAGAGGGAUAUUAUCAAGUCUUUCUCCAUCUCUCCUGACAUUAGAAAAAAAACCCAGCAGUAAAAGACAAAAAGUUUUGUUUUUGUUAAUGGGCUAUACUGUGUUUUUUUCUUUUUUAAUAUCUCAUGUAGAUAAUUCAAGUUUGAAUUCUUUCUUGGAAUAAGUAAUAAUUUAUUUAGUCUGGUAUAUCUGAGUUUAAGACCAAUCCAACUCACUACUUUUUCUUUUUAAACAUAAAUCUAACCUAUUAAUAAAAAUGUGAGACUCAUUUGCUCCAGUGUAGAGCUUCUGUAGAGAACUGACAGUGGAGCAAAUAAGUUUCUUCCCCUUUAAACACAACCCUUGUUAACUUAGGGCAUGAUAAAUUUCCCUCAGAUUCUUUGUAAAACAUUUUAUUAGAGAUCUUGUAUGUAUGUUUAAUUAUAUACCAAUAAAACUGGAAAAAAGAGCUCUUGUAGAAGUCUGUCAGUCCCUACCAUAGGUAUGAACCUUGAAUUAAAUAAGAUGGCAUGUCUUUUUCUACAGUUUUACAACUGAAUUAAAGUAAUUCAGUUUUACAACUGAAUUAAAGUAGUAUACUGUUAGGUGGUAUAUAAAGGGUAGUUCAUUCUGCCCGAGCAAGAACUUAGAAUAAAAUGACACUUUUUCUCAUGAGACUUGUCUUUUUUGUUUUUAAAGAUUUUAUUUAUUCAUGAGAGACACAGAGAGAGAAAGGCAGAGACACAGGCAGAGGGAGAAUCAGGCUCCAUGCAGGGAGCCUGAUGUGAAACUUGAUCCCAGGACUCCUGGAUAACACCCUGAGCUGAAGGCAGAUGCUUAACCAGUGAGCGACCCAGGCGUCCCUCAUGAGACUUGUAUCUUUUGUUAGGCUGGGGCAGUUUUGUCCAUUUCCUUAGCCCUCUGGAUUAACUAGAUAGAUAUUGCUGAAUUAAUCCCAGAAACUGACUUGUAAUUUAAUGACUCUAUGGAUUGGGUGGACAUCUCAUUUUAUUUAACUCUUAUAAGUGUUAAUUCCCUCUUAAAGGAAAAAUUCCUAGAAACUACUGUAUAAAGGUAUCCAGAUUCUGAUGAGCUUUAAAAUUAGUGAAGUUUUCAAAUAUCUUCAUAUUUAAAGCCAAAAAUGUUAUUAGGACAUGAAAAAUAGAGAAGUCCUGUUUCCAGAUUCUCUAGCAGAGAUUUUCAUUCAUGGCUUACUUUUUAAUAGCCUCAUGUGCCUUAAAGGUGAAUUCUAUACUUUUUCUCAAUAUCAGGCUUUUUCAAACUCAAAAAAAAUCUGAACAUUGUAAUUUGUUUUCUAAAAUGUCCUUGCUGUUGGAUAUCAGUAAGCAAAAUCAUUAAAUUGAACCAGUCAGUGACAAUAGAGCGUAUUAACAAAACACUAAUCUUUUCAGAUAUUAAAUUUCAUUAACAUGACUUUAUUUGUGGCCCACCUUGGUCACUGAAGAACACUGAAAGUUAUCUAAAGUAUAGCUUAAUGUACUCUCUCAUUUUUUUUCCCCUGAAAAAGGUCAUAAGCCAGAAUGCUUUUUUUAAAACCAGAUAAUUCUUAGUGUCUGGAGAGAUAAUAUUCAAGACAAAAGCACUUCAAGAACAGAGAUAAUAUAGCAGCUUGAUUCCCUUGUUAUAACUUUAGGGAUUCUUUGCAUUCAUUUGUGUAAUAGCUGGAAUGCUCCCCUCCCCUUUAACAAAUUACCUAUUAGCUCUUCUGUCUUCAAGAAAUGUUUGCUUAGAAUCGGGAGGGGCUUACUGAAAGUCAGUUUAUAGUUUGAGACAGUUGAUAGGAGAAUUCCCAGUCCUAUUCAAAUAUGGUAUUGAUGGUGAGCACACUGCCAUUCAACAUUUCUAAACUUAGAGGUAAAUCUAAUCCUUAAAAGGACUAUUAGUUAGAAAAUAAGUAUUUGUAUACACAUGUAUCGUGGUAACUUUAGAUUCAUUUUAAGUCUGACAAAGUAAGAUAAAUUCUAUCUUUACAAUGGAAUUAUGCUAAGUGGGUGAGAAACUUCUGAAAGAUAUUUAGACCUAGGCAUCUCUGUCAGUAUAGUAUCUGGAACAUAGCUCCUUCAAAUUCUAGCUUAAAUCUCAUUUCUGUGGAAAAUAAUUGACUUAUUCCUAAGGCUCAGAAGGAACUCCAAAGAGUCUUCUAAUUAACCGGCUAUUAAUAGAGUACAGAAGUUGCAUGCUAUUGCUGCAUAUCAGAGUUGACUCACUAAAAUUUUAUUUUCAUAUUUUUUCUAAUAUUAAAAUUAUUUCUUUUCAGCCCCCCUCACAAUUUUAUUUUAAAUUAAGGUUAUUAAUGUUUUAACCUAGAUCACAUGGUGGUAAGUUAAUUUUUAAUUUGGCAUUCAUACUGAACUCUGAAAACCUGGUUUAGUCUUCUCUGAUUUUAAUAUAUAGUAGUUUUUUUCUUUAUUGUCAAGUUUGUUACAUCUUUGUGGUCAGUGGAAUCUGUGGAAAUCUGUGGGUUUUUUUUUUUUUUGUGGUGAGGGGUAGGGGUAGAAAAGAGAAUUGCUCCAAUUAUACAUAUGCAUUUUGACUAUAUAAAGGUAGUUGUAGAAUUAAUAUGUAUAAAUGACAAGUUAACACUUACCUAUUCUGACUUGUUCUAAGGAACAGUAGCCUGAAGCCAUGGCUUGUUUUCUGGAGCUGCUUGCUCUUCAAUAGUAGCUGACCAAUUAGAUUUAAGUUUGGACUUUGGGGUUAGGUUAUCUAGCUGAGGCUUUUAGGAAUGGAGCAGACUAUUUCUGUUCGUAUAGUGGAUCAAUUUAAUUUCCUCUUUGAGAACUCUAAUUUAGGUAUAGGUAUUAUCCAUUCUGAAUCUUUGUGUUGGGAGUUUAAUAAGACUGUUGUCAAAAGCUAUUAAAGAUAAUUACAAGUAUAUGUAAAACAUUUGACAGAUGGUUAAAAAUUUCAUUUUUUUUAGUUUCAAAGGUUAGUUAUGUAGCAUCAAUAUCAUAACCAAAGCAAGUAGGAAGUUGGCUGGUUUGGAGAAUCUUCAAGUAGUCUUAAAUACUGUAAUGUAUCAGAUUGUUAACCAGGAUUUUUUUCCUGUAUUUCUGCUAAAUGUAUUACUAUAUUAAUGCACUUUUGUAUAUAUAACUGUCUUCUGUACAUUCUGUACUUACUACAGUGUAUAUAAAAGCUGUUUUUCCUGAAAAGUGUAAGGAAAUACAAUAGCUGUAACACAAGUCGUUUCUAUUUUGAGUUCCUUCUUGUACUUGAAAGUAGUAGUUCAGUAGUUAAAUCUAAAUGUGUAUGUAUGGUUGUAAUUAAAAUGGGAAAUGUGGCAGAAUUGUCUUUUGAAGCUGAAUAUCAGACUGAACAGUGUUGUUUUGGGUAUUAAAAACUCUUGUAAUAUUUUAAUUGUUUCUUUUGAUGUACCAUGGGCUUUUUCAAACCCCACUGCUGCUUACCACUUUAUACUUCAGAAUCCACUCCUCUACAUGUUCCAUCCCAGAACAUUUAUCAACAGAAAAGAAUUAGGUCUCCUCUCUUUUGCUCACAGUUUGGUUAAGGAUCCAUAAACUUUUGUUUUGUGAAAGCCAGAAUUUCCCAAAUGUCCUUGGCAAAUCAUUUUUCUGGAGAGAUCAGAUUUCUAGGGAGAGUAGCAUUCAUUGUAUGUGAAAAUUAGGUCUGUCUUGUGUUUACAAAAAUGAGAUCUAUUUUCCUUAUAUAUUACUCUAGAGUCUUUUUAGAUUGUAAUUCUAGAAAAAUGUGAGCAGUUUUCUGUAGUUUCAGAAGCAAUUCAACUUUCAGCAGCAACUCUAUCUCUUGCCACUAGAGGGAGGUCUGUGGUUGCUCUCCUGAAAACGUCUUAGCUGCUUUUCUUUUAAUUUCAGAGGUUGAAAUCAACCUUAUUUCAAAAUUCCUUUUGUGAUAUUAAAUACUUUCAUUUAUUAGUGGAAGGUAAAUUAAUUGAGCUUGUUUAAUAAAGCAAAUCUUAUGCUUUUCUGUAA